AUGAGCUGGCACUGGGAAUGGCUGCUGUCCGUGGCAAUUCUUGUUGAGCUGAUGGGGGCCGAGGGGUCGCAGUUCAAAGCUGCCCGGCUUCAUCGCUGGUCUACAGCCAGCCUGGGUUACCUGAAAUCCAGCCUCUGCCAGCGGGUGUCCUUUCUGUCUGACUCCGAGUGCAAGCGACUGGCAGAGAUCCCGCAGACAGCUGUUGCGGUUUAUGCAGCAGAGCCUCGGGCUGGGGAGAAGCUGCUGACCAUCCUGCCAGACUCUGGUCUCAGUUUGGGAUCCCCACAUGACGCCGUCAUUACCCUCGACCCAAGUCCGGAGCUUAGCUUUGGCCACCCAGUUACUGUCUUCUACGUUGACUUCAAUGUGAAUGAGCGGAGAUGUGGGAUUCGGGAGGGACUGUACUUAGAAUUAAAGGUCAGAGGAAACAAAUCUAAACACCACAGAAGGAAAGGAGGAUUAGGAGAACUGGAUGAGAGACUGCGAUUGUAUCCGGUUGUGGAACUGAAGCUGUUCAGCAAUUUGAGACAGACUGACAGACAUUAUGGGGUGAUGGUGAUGUUGAGGGGUUGUACAAGUCAUUCCUAUCGUAGAGGAAUCGGAUGUGUGUACACAGCACGAUAUCCAAUCCCAACAGUUUCCCAAUGGGUGCGUUCAGAACAGAAGGGUUUUGCUGCCUGCCCUCAGCCUCUCAGCAUCAGCAGCCCCAACCCUGCCGUCGCCAACUGUGAGUUAAAUAAAAACACACGCCGCUGUCAUCGACAACAACUCUCUUCACAGAAAUCCUGCCGAAUGUACCAGACCUGUGACCAUGGGGUGCUGCUCUCUGGAGGCUGGAAGGAGCAGCUUACAUAUCAGAGACACGUCCACAAUGUGUUACACUUCUAUCGAAUGUUGAGGAGGAAUGGCUUCCGGGUGGAGAACAUCAAAACCUUCUUCGCAGGAGAUGGGCAGAUCCCGGUGGACGAGGAGACUGAGGACAUCUAUCCAGCCACAGAGAAGGUGAUGAUCCGUAGCCACAUCUCCUAUAUUUGCCGUGCUGUCAACUGUGCUGAUUCUCUGGUCCUGUAUCUCAACAGCCCCACACGGAAUGAUGGGACUAUGUUACUCUGGGACGUCAAUAAGAAUGGCAUUGCUGACCAGAAGGAGAAAUAUACUGUGGGAGAGUUGCUGAUGGAUCUGGAAGGGUGCAAUGCACACAGGGUGUUAAUAUUUGUCGAUCAAAGUUACCCUGGAACACUGGCAAAGAAACUGCUUUCUUCCAAAAAGCAUCCAAAUGUUAUUCUGAUCAGCAAUAGCAGGGGGUCAGAGUUCACCUGGGCCUCCUGCUUCACUGAAUUUUGGGGAGAACUUCAUCCCAAUCAAUGUCUCAUUGAUUACCUCUUCAAGAAUGUUGCAUGGGCUGCCCCUUCGACUCUUGGGGUAAUUGAAUCUACGCCAGGGCUCCUGAACAGCACGAUCUAUGGAGGACCUUGCUAUGACAACCCACCUCUGACUCCAGAAGAGGUUAGGCGGGAGUACAUGGGCUGUCAAAAUCUCCCGACGGCAGUGUGGUACCAGACAAUCCAGCGCAAGGAUCUCCUGAACUAACUGCUCCAGCUCACUUCAACAUGGACUGUUCUCUUCAAGGAAAUGGAAACUCAUCAGAGCACAGACUUAAACACUAUUAUCUACCCAUAUGAGAUUUUAAUGCCAUCUUUUCUUUAACUAUUUGCGCUGACAGGUAACUGUUCUGAAAGAUCAGAUUUACUUUCAAUGGAUUGACCAGCAAUUAGGUC
Chiloscyllium plagiosum (whitespotted bambooshark) is the source of this 1778-nucleotide messenger RNA. The record is from RefSeq and is a predicted model, not a curated record. Lineage: Eukaryota; Metazoa; Chordata; Chondrichthyes; Orectolobiformes; Hemiscylliidae.